Messenger RNA from Ictidomys tridecemlineatus (thirteen-lined ground squirrel), 5799 nucleotides. It is a transcript of the gene Thbs2, whose product is annotated as thrombospondin 2. Lineage: Eukaryota; Metazoa; Chordata; Mammalia; Rodentia; Sciuridae. Gene Ontology annotation, biological process: cell adhesion; negative regulation of angiogenesis. The record is from RefSeq and is a predicted model, not a curated record. Gene Ontology annotation, cellular component: extracellular region. Gene Ontology annotation, molecular function: protein binding; calcium ion binding.
GUGAGUCCCUGCCCUCUCCUCUCCGUCUGGCUCCUCCCCGUCCGUCCCCUGUCUGGAGGCCUUGGUGGACACAAGAGGAGGGUGGCAGCCGCACAGAGGGGCUGGACUUGGACUCAGACAGCAGGGCUACUCGGAAAAGGCAGCAUAUAAAGGAGGCGCCUGCUGCCCAGAGCAGUGGGAAGCGUCCACCACGGUGCUCUGCGGCCCGGGGUCUCCACUGAGGAAGCCGCGUCCUUCUGGUCCUGCUCGGAAACCCUGAGGUCAGUCAGCACCCCGGCAGGACAGCACACCAGGAGCUGCAGCAGGACGCAGGAUGCUCUGGGGGAUGGCCCUGCUGGCCCUGUGGGCGUGGCCCAGCGCGCUCGCUGGUGACCCAGACGAGGAGGACACCUCCUUCGACCUCUUCAGCGUCAGCAACAUCAACCGGAAGACGAUCGGUGCCAAGCAGUUCCGCGGGCCUGACCCCGGGGUGCCCGCCUACCGGUUCGUCCGCUUUGAUUACAUCCCCCCGGUGAACAGCGAGGACCUGAGCAGGAUCCUCAGGACCAUGCGGCGCAAGGAGGGCUUCUUCCUCACGGCCCAGCUGAAGCAGGACCGCAAGUCCCGCGGCACGCUGCUGGCCCUGGAGGGCCCUGGCGCCUCGCAGCGGCAAUUCGAGAUCGUCUCCAAUGGCCCGGCGGACACCCUGGACCUCACCUACUGGACCGAGGGCACCCCGCACCCUGUCUCCCUGGAGGACGUGGGCCUGGCCGACUCGCAGUGGAAGAACAUCACCGUGCAGGUGGCCGGCGAGACCUACAGCCUGUACGUGGGCUGCGACCUCAUCGACAGCUUCAGCCUCGAUGAGCCCUUCUACGAGCAGCUGAGCGCCGAGAGAAGCCGGAUGUACGUGGCCAAAGGCGCCACCCGCGAGAGCCACUUCAGGGGUCUGCUGCAGAACAUGCACCUGGUGUUCGAGAACUCCGUGGAGGACCUCCUGAGCCGGAAGGGCUGCCCGGGAGCCCAGGGAGCUGAGAUCAACGCCAUCAGCGAGCACACGGAGACGCUGCACCUGGGCCCUCACGUCACCACGGAGUUCGUGGGCCAGGGAGUGGCGAAGAGGCCGGAGGUGUGCGAGCACUCCUGCGAGGAGCUGGGCCACAUGAUCAACGAGCUCUCGGGGCUGCAUGUCCUGGUGAACCAGCUCAGCGAGAACCUGAGGAGAGUGUCAAAUGACAACCAGUUCCUGCUCGAGCUCCUUGGUGGCCCUCCUAAGACGAGGAACAUAACGGCCUGCUGGCAGGAUGGCCGGUUCUUUGCAGAAAACGAAACCUGGGUGGUGGACAGCUGCACGUCCUGCACCUGCAAGAAGUUCAAGGUCGUCUGCCACCAGAUCUCCUGCCCGCCUGCCACCUGCGCCAGCCCAGCUUUUGCCGAGGACGAGUGCUGUCCUUCCUGCUCCCACUCAAUGGACAGUGAGGAGGGCUGGUCCCCAUGGGCAGAGUGGACCGAGUGUUCUGUCACGUGUGGCUCUGGGACCCAGCAAAGAGGCCGGUCGUGCGAUGUCACCAGCAACACUUGCCUAGGCCCUUCCAUCCAGACGCGGGCUUGCAGCCUGGGCAAGUGUGACACCCGCAUUCGACAGAACGGCGGCUGGAGCCACUGGUCACCCUGGUCUUCAUGCUCUGUCACCUGUGGGGUUGGCAACAUCACACGCAUCCGCCUGUGCAACUCCCCAGUCCCCCAGAUGGGCGGCAAGAACUGCAAAGGCAGUGGCCGGGAGACCAAAGCCUGCCAGCGUGACCCCUGCCCAAUCGACGGCCGCUGGAGCCCCUGGUCCCCAUGGUCGGCCUGCACGGUCACUUGUGCAGGAGGGAUCCGCGAGCGCUCGCGGGUCUGCAACAGCCCUGAGCCCCAAUACGGAGGGAAGGACUGCGUGGGGGACGUGAAGGAGCACCAGAUGUGCAACAAGAGGAGCUGCCCCCUGGACGGGUGCUUGUCCAAUCCCUGCUUUCCUGGAGCCCAGUGCAACAGCUUCCCUGACGGCUCCUGGUCCUGCGGCUCCUGUCCAGUGGGCUUCCUGGGCAAUGGCACCCACUGCGAGGACCUGGACGAGUGUGCUGUGGUUGCGGACAUCUGUUUCUCCACCAACAAAGUCUCCCGCUGCGUCAACAGCGAGCCGGGCUUCCACUGCCUGCCCUGUCCCCCGCGCUACAAGGGGAACCAGCCCUUCGGGGUCGGCCUGGAGGCAGCCAGGACAGAGAAGCAGGUGUGCGAGCCGGAGAACCCGUGCAAGGACAAGACGCACAACUGCCACAGGCACGCAGACUGCAUCUACCUGGGCCACUUCAGUGACCCCAUGUUCAAGUGCGAGUGCCAGACGGGCUACGCGGGCGACGGGCUCAUCUGCGGGGAAGACUCGGACCUGGACGGCUGGCCCAACAGUAACCUGCUCUGUGCCACCAACGCCACCUACCACUGUGUCAAGGACAACUGCCCCCAGCUGCCCAACUCUGGACAGGAGGACUUUGACAAGGACGGAGUGGGUGAUGCCUGCGAUGAGGAUGAUGACAACGAUGGCGUGAGCGACGAGAAGGACAAUUGCCCCCUACUCUUCAAUCCCCGGCAGUCCGACUAUGACAAGGAUGAAGUCGGGGACCGCUGUGAUAACUGCCCUUACGUGCACAACUCUGCGCAGAUCGACACCGACAGCAAUGGCGAGGGGGACGCCUGCUCUGUGGACAUCGAUGGCGAUGACGUCUUCAACGAGCGGGACAACUGUCCCUACGUCUACAACACCGACCAGAGAGACACGGACGGGGAUGGAGUGGGGGACCACUGUGACAACUGCCCACUGAUGCACAACCCCGACCAGACGGAUGUGGACAAUGACCUGGUGGGAGACGAGUGUGACAACAACGAGGACAUCGACGACGACGGCCACCAGAACAACCAGGACAACUGCCCCUACAUCUCCAACGCCAACCAGGCUGACCACGACAGCGACGGCCAGGGGGACGCCUGCGACUCGGACGAUGACAACGAUGGAGUCCCCGAUGACAGGGACAACUGCCGGCUGGUGUUCAACCCGCAGCAGGAGGACUCGGAUGGUGAUGGGCGAGGUGAUAUUUGUAAAGAUGAUUUUGACAAUGACAAAGUCCCUGACAUCGAUGAUGUGUGUCCUGAAAACUAUGCCAUCAGCGAGACAGACUUCAGGAACUUCCAGAUGGUCCCCUUGGACCCCAAGGGAACCACCCAGAUUGACCCCAACUGGGUCAUCCGUCACCAAGGAAAGGAGCUGGUCCAGACGGCUAACUCAGACCCCGGCAUCGCUGUAGGCUUCGAUGAGUUCGGGUCCGUGGACUUCAGCGGCACGUUCUACGUCAACACGGACAGGGAUGACGACUACGCGGGCUUCGUCUUCGGCUACCAGUCGAGCAGCCGCUUCUAUGUGGUGAUGUGGAAGCAGGUCACCCAGACCUACUGGGAGGACCAGCCCAGCCGGGCCUACGGCUACUCUGGGGUGUCCCUCAAGGUGGUCAACUCCACCACGGGCACAGGCGAGCACCUGCGCAACGCUCUGUGGCACACGGGAAACACGGAAGGGCAGGUCCGCACCCUGUGGCAUGACCCCAAAAACAUCGGCUGGAAAGACUACACGGCCUACCGGUGGCACCUGACCCACCGGCCCAGGACAGGCUACAUGAGAGUCCUAGUGCAUGAGGGGAAACAGGUCAUGGCGGAUUCAGGACCAAUCUAUGACCAAACCUAUGCUGGCGGACGGCUGGGUCUGUUUGUGUUCUCUCAAGAGAUGGUCUACUUCUCGGACCUCAAGUACGAAUGCAGAGAUGGCUAGGCGAGACGGCCACUCCCAGCCACAGCUGCGAAUGCUGUUCCCCAGACACCUCGGCUCAUCCUGACACCUGCAGCUUCUCUCUCUUUAGUGGCACUUCCUGUUCUCUGACCCUAACUGGCUGGUUCUUCACCUUGUGCAUCGACCCCAAGUCCACGUGCCUCCAGAGGACAAAUGUUGAGGGACCCCAGAGCCAAACAUCUGACCCGGUGCAGGGGAGCGGCAGGACCGUUGGGACUCCGCAGAGUGGAUCUUGAGCAGACUCAUUGCCUUUUCUUGUUUGUUAAGAAUGACGUUUACGUGGGAAACGUACUUACUGUAUUUAUGUGCAUAUGGAGCUGAAGGGUUACUGUGCACAGGUCGUUAACAUAAAUUAAGCUUGAAAAGUCCUGGUCCACCAUGCCCAGUGCUGACGUUUCUUGGGUUAGUGCUGUCCACUGACACACCCAACCCUGAGGUCCAUCAGGAGGGUCAGGUAGGUGUGUGGGCAGUCGCAUGAGGCAGAGAUCAGCAGAUGCUUGUCACACAGCUGUGGUCAGCAUUGAGUGAUGCAAGGUGCCGAGCACCUAUGAAAAACUGCUCCAAAAGUCGACAGGUACCCCCAGCCCACAGUGGACAACCUCACACUUGGUGGGACACCAAGAGGGACUGCCUCUGAGCAAUGGGCCUCCCCUGGCUCUGUCUGGGGCCUGGUAGAGUCUCCCUGGGGUGGAAGUUCAGCAGAGCAAGUGCCUCUGCUUAGCCGCGGGUCCUGCGGCAGUGUGGUGAGUGUCCUGGCCGGAGUCACUGGGGCUGCUGUCUGCUCAGGGCUGCUGCUUGGCUCUGCCUGGUCUCUGCUCCUGGGGAAGAGAUAAGCAGGCAAGCCAGCCAGUGCACGUGGUGCCCGAUUCAUGUUCUAGGUUUUGGAAACUGGGAAAGUCGCUUUUACCUAAUUCUGGGAACACAUUGCAUUAAGGUUUCAGCUGUAAGUGUUUGGCUAAUAUUUAUUAAGUGAAUAAAGAAUGCACUCCAGCUGCCAAUAACUUAUUUCAAACAUUCCGACUAACAUGUAUGUAGCAUGAUUUCAAGAAAUAAACACGUAACAAGGACAUAAUAAUAUAAAGACACAGUUACAGCCAAAUACCUGCUGUCUAAAUUUGAGGCUUUGUACUGUUACUGCGCCAUGUUAAGGCACCAUGUGAAAGGCACCGGGUUAACAGGUAGCUUGCGUAACUGGUAAGGGGACCUUAGUAUAUACUGCUACCAGUGACUUUCAGUUCAACAUUUUUUGCUGUUACCUACCUGCUGUACACUGAACUUUUUUAUUUGGAUGCUGAAGAAAAUUCAGCAGGGGGUCUUGCCAGACACACACAGCCAUCCGCCACACAGUAGUGGACAUGUCUGCUUCGUCCUUGCUUUGAGCUGCAGGGUCUCUGCACGAACUGGCCAUGCCCACUCCUCCCCAGGGUGCGUGGAGAGCUCUCUGGCUGGCUGGCACGGGGCAGGGCCUCCCGUCUGUCCGUGUGGUUGCUUGUAUGUGUCUAAUGGGGGAACCCACUCUGUCUCCACUAACACACUUCACGUUGAUGCGGUAUGUCGUUGCUUACUCCAAGGUGACAGCUGUGUCUGCUGCACUUCUGCUUGUGUGGACCUACGUUCCUAGAACCUCGAGGGCUGGGGCACUUCAUUAAAUGUGACGCUGAGCAGAGUGUGUGCAGGCCUCGGGGGCUGGCCGGUGGCGAGAGGGUGUGAGGAUGUGAACGCCCAGAAUGUACUAUAUGAUUUGUAAAUUAUUUAUGUCUUUUUUAAAAAACAAGCUUCUCAUAUAGGUUAAUGAAAAUAUUUGUUUUGCAAAGAUUGUAAAUAUUUAUUUAUUUGUUCACAUGAUCAAAAUUUCACCACUGAAACCCUGCAUUUAGUUAGAGCCUCAUUUUUAUACUUCAAACAUCAACAACAGGAAAUAAAUUAUAAAGAAGGUUUUCUAUAAA